CGGAAAAAAUCUGCCUGCACGGCUGAACACGCCUCCUUUAUGCGAACGCACAGCUACUCCAAUUAAGUUUAGUAGUAAAGUAAAUAAAAUUAAGUUUUCUCGACUCUUCUCUCCUCACGUCGCCUCCUCGACUCCGCCAGCAUUACAGGUGGGAGAGACUAAGACGCGGAGCGAGGAGGUACAAACUAAGAAAUGAAAAAGGCCGAAGGACUCGACCUUGUACAUGGGGAGCACACUGUAGCAGAGGUGUCUGAUGGAAUAACAAAGCUGAGUGUGAUCCUGGUCAAUCUGAUUAUUUUCCUCAUUAUGAUCAUCAUUUGUCUGGCUGUUAAAAUCACAAAGCGUCAUAGAGCUCAUGUUGAAGAACAGAAUCCAGUUUCAUUAUUAAAUGUUUGUAUAUCACUUCAAGUCAUUUGUUAGUUAAUGAUAAAUGUCUUCUUUUGGAAGCUACUGUGUGAGAAAUGAGUGACUGAAAACACUUUUAUUCAAUCACUGAGUCAGGGCUCAGAUGACCUGAACUAUGCAACAGUGACUUUUCAUCCAAAAACAACAAGGAACCACAAGCCUGCAUCAGAAGAAGGGGAGCCAAAUUCGGCCACCAGAUAGAGCGAGGAGACACCUGGACGGCAGCUUGAAGUGAAACUUGCUUUUUGUUAUUAAUACGCUGGUGUGUUUUAGUGUGGUUAGUGUUGGACCAACUUUGUGACAGAGAUUCAUACAAAAUAUUCAAUGUUCUUGUUAAUGCUGAUUUUUUAUUUCUUGCUGUGGGUCACACUUUUGACCGCCCUACAUGUCGAUCUGAGAGCAGAAGAAUAUGGUUGGUGUUUGAUAGAGGAGGAUCACUGAAGUUUAGCUCUCAUUUCAACCGUAGGGUAGGGUAUAAAAACUGACCUAAGUUCAGCAACACCUCAAGAGACGGCACAGUGCAGUUCAAACACUACUUAGUCAAAUUCAUGAGGCCUGCUGCAAAGCUCUGUAAGAGUAAAAGAAGCAGUGAACGGUGGUUUAAUGUUGUCUGUCAAGCAGACGAAGAAGAUCAGCCUCUAUAUAUGGAUACAUGGAAGCGUUUGAAAAACAUACAGUCCAUCCCUAAAUUAACGGUAUGUGUGAGGCAUCUGUGUCUGUAAGAGAAGUCUUGAACUCUAAAACUCACAGCCUCACAUUCACUCUACAGGCUGGACACGUUGAAGACACGACAGAUCACAGCAGCUACAGCAGAAGAGCCUGAUGGAACACAAAGCCUGACCUGUGUGAUCCUGGAUGCUCUGACCUCAUUAUUAAAAUCAGAAACUUCAGAUGGUGUUGACUCAGAUGACCUGAACUGUCCAGUGCUGAUUUUCCAUCCUACAACAGACAGCAUCAGGAGAACCCGCUGUACGGGAGCCCAGUGAUAUAGAGGGUCAUUGCAUUGAGACGAUCAUACGCACAAUGAUAAAUACCUUGAUACGAGCUUUGCUUCUCUGCAGCCUCUGCUGGAGGCAGGCUGCCUCAGCGUCUGAGUCUCAGACUGUGGAGGUCCGGCCUGGUGAAGAAGCUACACUGCUGUGCGCCAACAUAUCCAGAAGUACAACCCACACGUUCUGGUCCAGGCUCGUUAAUAGAACCAAGAUCAGCUGUAUCUCUUCUAUGUACGGGUCUAAUAGCAAAGCUUCAUCCUGUGAUGGAUUUCAAAAUGGAAAGUUUGAAAUGAGCGCCAACAUCUCCUCUGUCUUUCUUAAAAUCCAACACGUGGAUAUAUCAGACUCUGGGAUGUAUUUCUGUGGAUUCUACAUAGAUGGACACACUGAGAUUAAUGUAAAAUAUUUAAAUGUUAAAGGCAACAAUGAAACUCAUGAUGCUGUCAAUGAAAAGCCAGAUCUGACACGUUUGAUGAUGGGUGCUCUGAUUGUUUUUCUCAUAAUCGUCAUCAUUGGUCUGGUUGUUAAAAUCUGGAAACUUCAGACAGCUCAUGAUGAAGAACACGAAAAGAAUCCACGAAAGCUGAAUCUGUCAUCAGAUGACCUGAUCUACGCAGCACCCAGUUUCCAUCAGAAAUCAAAAAGAAACCGCAGGCCGGGGGCAGAGAGAGAGCUGGAGACAAAUGUGGUGUACACUGCCAUCAGACAGACUCAGGAAACAGCUGGAACUGCAACUCUGUGUGGAACUGAUGCUUAUCAUACAAACCUGUGCAUGUGGUUUGGUUCAACUAGUUUUUUGGAGGAGUUACCAUCACUUACUACCAUGUUUGUUGCCACCACCAAAAAUCAGAUUUUGUAGUAAAGAUACAUUCAGCCUUUUUGGUUAUGCUGCGUUUUAAUUCUCAUCCGUGUCUAAUUAAAUCUAGCUUAUUUUGUCGGCCUUGUCUGUUAACAGGAAGCACAGUGUGGUCUGAGCACAACUGAUAUGUGUUUGCAUGCAGUAGAGGGCGUGAAUACUAAGUAUUGAUACCCUGCGUUUUAGUUUCCAUUGUGGUGAUGAUCAGUAACAGCUAAAUGUUAAGACUCAACCACACGAAGGCCGGCUAUCAGCUCGCUGCAUUAUAACAGCACACAAUAAACACCUUCUUAGUAAAAUCCCUUAAAAUAUUCUUUAAACAAAGUGAUGUUUUCUGUUUUAAUCAGAGACCCAGUUACUUCAUUCAUCGUCACACAGUGGUCAACUUCUGUUUUAUCAUGCGUGAAAGAUGUCUGAUAAAUCAGAGGCCUCGAACGUGCAGACUUGCAGAAUCACACAUGUGAAACCACAAAGUCAGAUAACAGAUGAAUGUGAAAUUACUCCGAACCCUAAAUGAAAGUACGAACAUAUUUACAGUACAAUCUGAACAAGAAAGAGAAAGUGACAAGUGACAUCUUUUUUUGUUCCAUGCUGAAAUAAUGGGGACAAUUUAGGGCGGGAACAUUGUUUCUUUUUAUAAAGCGAGUCAGAUAAUACCAUUCAUUAAAUAUAACCACUAAUGGUUCUGAAAGUGAACAAACCAUAACUACUUAAUAGACUGAUAUAUUUUCCUGGACCUCACAACAUCUGGACCAAACAACUCUACAUCAGCACUCUAUAAACUCUGUGGAAUACAGUUUGUAAGGUGCUGGAUAGUCUCGUGUGUUACUGUUAUUAACACCACACUCAACAUGAACGCUCGUCAAGCCAGGAGAAAGGUUUGUGUUGUCAGCUUGUCGACCCCUGCUGGCCAUGAGUGGGAUCUGUAGAAUAAGAAAUGUUAAACUACAACCUUUUAAAUGAGACAGAAUUCCACCUAGAGAGAACCCAAAAAUCUGAAUGAAGGGAUCAAUGUUAAAAAAAAAAAACUUUAAUAUUUUUAAAUAUAUUUACAUAAAGGAGGAAAUCUAAUAUCUAUAAAUCAAUCAAUAAUAAGUUUUUUGUAUAUUUACCAACUUUUAUCAUAGAGUGAAAUGCUUUUAUCUGAGCUGCCUGUUUAUUUUAAUGUUUUUCUAAUUUUCUUAUUAUCUUGUCCCUCUUGUCUUUUAUCAUUCACUGCGGUUUUUAGU
Molecule: messenger RNA, 3482 nt
Organism: Micropterus dolomieu (smallmouth bass)
Lineage: Eukaryota; Metazoa; Chordata; Actinopteri; Centrarchiformes; Centrarchidae
Exons: 10
Coding region: 1429-2256 (275 amino acids)
Biological process (GO): response to bacterium
Source: RefSeq, a predicted model, not a curated record